Molecule: messenger RNA, 378 nt
Organism: Dictyostelium discoideum AX4
Lineage: Eukaryota; Evosea; Eumycetozoa; Dictyosteliales; Dictyosteliaceae
Exons: 1
Coding region: 1-378 (125 amino acids)
Source: RefSeq, a predicted model, not a curated record
AUGAAUAAAACAGUUGGACCACCAACUAUCACACCAACUGGUUUAUCAGGUGGUAUGAAUUCGACGACAGGUAGUAGCUCAACUAGUAAUAUCUACUCUUCAUAUUAUAAAGCAAUUGACCAAUUUCAAAAUAAAAAUACAACAGAUAAAGAUUUACAUGAAACAUUAAAACAAGGUCCAAUCUCUUCAAAUUUAUUUUAUAAUAACUUUUUAAAUGAAUUAAAUAAUAAAAAUAAUAAUUUUAAUAAUAAUAAUAACAAUAAUAAUAAUAAUAAUAGUAACAGUAAUAAUAAUAAUAAUAAUAACAGUAAUAUUGUUUAUAGUAAUAACAUGAGUAAUAAUUAUAAUAAUAACUACAAUAAUAGAUUCAAAAAAUAA